This is a messenger RNA of Oryzias melastigma (Indian medaka), 2052 nucleotides long. It is a transcript of the gene plbd2, whose product is annotated as phospholipase B domain containing 2. Gene Ontology annotation, cellular component: extracellular region. The transcript is spliced from 12 exons. The coding region runs from base 41 to 1732 and encodes 563 amino acids. Gene Ontology annotation, biological process: phospholipid catabolic process. NCBI's taxonomy places the organism in Eukaryota, Metazoa, Chordata, Actinopteri, Beloniformes, Adrianichthyidae. The record is from RefSeq and is a predicted model, not a curated record. Gene Ontology annotation, molecular function: glycerophospholipase activity.
GAUCCGGUUACUUGAAUCACGUGACUUUUUCAUUUCCAACAUGACUUUCGGGCAAAACAAGGCAGCGGUCUCUGCAAAGAUGUCAACAUUUAUAAAGACUUUGAUGGUUCUGGGUCUCUUCUGGGCAUGUGGUCGAGCGGAAAUCCGAUCCGCGGUUAUCGACAAAAGCAGCGGACGGCUGACCGUCAUCGAGGGCUAUCAUGAAGACUUUGUCGCUUGGGCGAACUUCACCAACAACAUCGAAACCUCCGGUUGGUCCUUCCUGGACGUCACUACCAGCAGUCGGUACAACGACAGAAUCCAGGCUUAUGCUGCUGGUGCGGUUGAGGCUGCAGUUACCUCCGAGCUCAUCUAUAAGCACUGGAUGAACACUUUGAUGGGUUACUGUGGGCCGUUCGUGUCUGAUUCAAGUUUCUGUGAGCGCCUCAAGGCUUUCAUUAAAACCAACAUAGAGUGGAUGCAGGAGCAAAUAGAGAAACAACCAACAUCUCCCUACUGGUACCAGGCAAAUUUGGUUCUCCUACAGCUGAAAGGUCUGGAAGACAGCUACAAUGACCAACUUGCAUUUCCAACAGGCCACUUCUCCAUCGAUCCUAUGGGAUUCAUACUUUUUCAGAUGGGUGGAGACGUUGAAGACUUGGAAUCGGCUCUGAAUAAAUCCAGUCAAACUCGACCCCUUGGAUCUGGCUCCUGCUCUGCUCUUAUUAAACUGCUGCCAAACAAUAAGGAGCUGUUUGUGUCCCAAGACACCUGGAACAAUUACCAAGCCAUGCUGCGAAUCAUUAAGAAAUACAGAUUCGCCUUUAAAGCAUCUUCUUCAGGCAAUGACCCUCUUCCUGGAGGAACCCAGGCCUUCUCAUCUUACCCCGGAGCCAUCUUUUCUGGAGAUGACUUCUACAUACUAAGCAGUGGUUUGGUUACACUGGAAACCACUAUUGGCAACAGCAACUCUGCCCUCUGGAAGUUUGUUAAGCCGACUGGAACUGUUAUGGAGUGGCUACGGAACAUCAUUGCUAAUCGGUUGGCCACCACUGCCAAGGAGUGGGCUGAGAUAUUUCGCAAGUACAACAGUGGAACGUACAACAACCAGUGGAUGAUUGUCGACUAUAACCACUUCACACCUGGAAAAACAGACAUUAAAGAGGAGCUUUUUGUUGUUUUGGAGCAGAUUCCGGGACUUGUUGUUUACAGUGAUAAGACUCAAGAACUGCUGAAGAAUGGAUACUGGGCCAGUUUUAACAUACCGUAUUACCAAGAAAUUUUUAACGCAAGUGGCUGCAAUGAACUUGUUGAGAAGUACGGCCCAUGGUUCUCCCCGGACCAGAAUCCUAGAGCACAAAUAUUCAGGAGGAAUCAGACACAGGUCACAGAUUUGGAUUCCAUGAUUCGUCUAAUGAGGUAUAAUAACUUUAAAGAAGACCCAUUAUCAAAGUGUGAAGGCUGUAAUCCACCUCACAAUGGAGAGAACGCCAUCUCAGCCCGUUCCGACCUGAAUCCAGCAAAUGGAACAUAUCCGUUUGGUGCCCUUAAGCAAAGAUCACAUGGAGGAACAGAUAUGAAGGUGACCUCUUUUGAAAUGUUCAAAGAGUACGGCAUGAUUGCAGUAAGUGGCCCAACCUGGGACCAGCUGCCACCAUUCCAAUGGAGCACUUCACCAUACAAAGACCUGGUGCACAUGGGCCACCCUGAUGUUUGGAAUUUCAAGCCAAUAAAAGUCACCUGGACCCCUUGAUUGAUAAUAUACUGUUAUAUAUUUGGCUGUUUUACACAAAAUCAACUUUGAUUGGUUUGAACCAGUUUUAGCACGAAAAAGUGGAAUGAUUUAUUUGUAAUAAAAAAAAAUGGUGAUUAUAUUCUUUUAAUUGAUUGAUUACAUUGCUUAAAUUUGCACAAAAGGUUUAGAAAUGUACAAUCUUGCCAAAAAGUGUUGUUAUCCUUUUGGAUGUUCCACUUUUGUUUGACAAUAUUUUGAUUGUUUUUUUAUUUUUCAUUUUAACAAGAAAUGUGUGUUUAAAUGUAUUCUUAAUAAAUAAAAAAUAUUUAGCAUAAGUC